CCCCUCAUCUUCAAGCUUUGCAAUCUUCCUGUCUUAACAAAAACAACAGAAACCCUUCCAUCCAUCUAUCGAUCCAUCUUCUCUUCAAUCUUGAAGAGCCCCAAAAGAUAGUCAUGAGUUACCAGAGAGCCCCUCAUGAUCCCUGCUCUCCUCCAGGGUACUCAUCACCUUACCCGCCUCCAGGGUACCCGCCAUCAGCGCCUCCCCCACCACCAUACGAAGGGUACCCACCACCACCUCCACACGAAGGGUACCCACCACCACCACCUCCAGGGUAUCCAGGAUACCCACCACCGGCGCCACCACCUCCAGGAUAUCCAGGAUCCCCCCCACCGGGGCCACCACGUGGGUACCAAGGGUAUUUCGCUGAAGGGUAUCCAACGCCUCCAGGUCCGCCACAGUACCAGCAGUGUUGUCAUUAUGAACAUCACCCUUACCAGGAUAAUUAUGGUGGUUGCUCCUCGUUCUUACGUGGAUGUUUGGCCGCACUUUGUUGCUGUUGUGUGUUGGAGGAGUGCUGCUUCUAAAAUCUGGUUGCUUCAUUAAUUUUCAAAUGAUGUAUAUGGGGUCUGGUAAUUCUGGUUUUGCGUUGUGGUUGUUGAGAGAUUCUGUAUUUGUAUGGGUUUCUAUGCACAUAUAAUUUAAUAGUCAUUUCCUCCAAAUUGGAAACAAUAUGAAUAUGCUUCAAUGCUAUGAUUUCAUUGAUCUUCUUGACUUUAA
Messenger RNA from Populus euphratica (Euphrates poplar), 720 nucleotides. Its product is annotated as cysteine-rich and transmembrane domain-containing protein A-like. The record is from RefSeq and is a predicted model, not a curated record. Lineage: Eukaryota; Viridiplantae; Streptophyta; Magnoliopsida; Malpighiales; Salicaceae. The coding region runs from base 114 to 527 and encodes 137 amino acids. The transcript has 3 exons.